UCAAUCUGUCAAAACAAAUUCUUGAUAACAAAACUAUUGAGGUACUGAAUAGAGGUUUAAACUUUGCUCCUGCGCCGCAAAAAAUACCUUGCGAAGAAAUAAUAAGUCAUGUGGAGGAUACUUUAUUCAAAAACAACAUUCUUAAAGAAGACGCGGAGGCGAUUCGGCAAGACAUAUCUUGUGUACUACGCACUUGCAAACCGCCGAAACCUAACAUCUCUCGCUCUGAGUCUAUCGCUUUAAAACACCUGCGAAAGAAUGAAGAUAUAAUAGUACUCCGAGCUGACAAAGGAAACGCAACGGUUAUAAUGGAUACGUCAGAUUACAACAACAAAAUGUCGGAAAUACUGUCGGACGAAAACACCUACAAAAAAGUCGACAAGGACCCAACAAAUAAGGUAAUGAAACAAACAACUGACCUUAUAAAUAAACACAAAACGACAUUAAAUCUUGACACUAAGUAUCUUAUUCCAUCUUGCGUGAAACCUCCUAAGAUGUAUGGCUUACCUAAAAUACACAAAACUAAUACUCCAUUAAGACCUAUUGUGAGUCAAAUUGAUACACCCACUCAAAAACUAUCACAACACAUGUCUAGGGUGCUCGCUCCCCUCAGAGGUAACACCAGUGCUUAUGUUAAGGACUCAUACCAUUUUGUUGAGAUAUUAAAAGACCUAAAUAUCGCAAACAAUGAAACUAUGGUUAGCUUUGAUGUGCAGUCUCUUUUUACUAAUCUCCCGGUGACUGAUUGCAUCAAUAUUGUUAAGAAAAGGUUAGGUGAACACAAUAUGCCAUUAGAAUAUGCAGAGAUCUUAGAACAUUGCCUAACAUCUGGCUAUUUAUUGUGGAAUGGUGAAUUUUACAUGCAGGUUGAUGGGGUGGCCAUGGGCUCUCCAGUAUCACCCGUUGUCGCUGAUAUUUUUAUGGAAGACUUCGAGGAGAGAGCCUUGGCCACAGCACCAGUCAAACAGAGACUGUAUAAACGCUAUGUAGAUGACACCUUCACAAUACUCCCUACUGAACAUAUACCUGCAUUUUUAGAACAUCUUAACUCCAUACAUAAAAACAUCCAAUUUACUAUGGAGUUAGAAACUAACAACCGUCUAGCCUUUCUUGACAUUUUAAUAAUGAGGGGACGGGAUGGCAUGCUCAACCAUACAGUGUAUAGGAAAGUCACUCAUACUGAUAGGUACCUCAAUGGUGAAUCUCACCACCACCCUUGCCAACUAGCUUCUGUCGGUAAAUCUUUGUUUCAGAGAGCCCGCCACCUCUGUGAUGCUGCCCACCUCAGCGGGGAACUGCAGCAUGUCAAGCGAGUACUACGUAACAACAAGCUGCAGGCGCCUCCACAGCAUCACAGGAGUCGAACGAAGCCACACACAGUUGAAAGACAACCGGCCUACCUACCAUAUGUGAAGGGAGUUACUGACAGAAUUGGAAGAAUCCUAAGACGAGCUUCAAUUAAAACUAUAUAUAAGCCGCAUAAGAAGAUAAACCAAUUCUUGAGACCAAUUAAAAGUAAUAUUCCUCUACAAGAUGCAGGCGUGUACAAGUUAGACUGUGACUGUGGUCUCUCAUACAUCGGCCAAACAAAAAGAAGCAUUGCUAACCGACUGAAGGAGCACAUUGCGGAUAUCAAGCAUCGGCGUCACAAGAAGUCUGCGGUAUGUGAACACACACUGGACAACAACCACUUCAUAAGAUUUGACCAACCACAAAUCCUUGCCAGAGAAAAUAAAUUUUUUCCAAGACUUGUGCGCGAGGCUAUUGAAAUUAAAAAACAUCCAAAUUUCAAUAGAGAAGAUGGUUUGAAACUUUCUAACACCUGGGAUCCUGUUAUUAAGAAUUUAAAAUCCCAUGUCAAACGUACCAAAAGACUAGAAGACACGAUCAGCCAAUACUGCCAACAUCCGGAAAAAUACUCCAGAUACCAACUACGGAGGAAUAGGUGGAGGUAGUUCACAAAUAACAAUUUUUGAAUGACCAUCAAGACGUACAACAUCUCAGUCUCCCCGUGACCACGCUCGCUGUAAAGUGUUCGAAACGUCGGGAAAAUAAUAGAAUGAAUAAAUCGCGUU
Messenger RNA from Colias croceus (clouded yellow), 2075 nucleotides. RefSeq lists its product as uncharacterized. The coding region runs from base 309 to 1955 and encodes 548 amino acids. The record is from RefSeq and is a predicted model, not a curated record. The transcript has a single exon. Lineage: Eukaryota; Metazoa; Arthropoda; Insecta; Lepidoptera; Pieridae.